AUGGGAGAAGGAGAAGAGAUUCAUGUAGCUGAAGAUGAGAGAGUGAACAUUAGUCUUAAGGACCUCUCUAAGAAGCUUGAGGAAUUUGCCAAGGCCAGAGAUUGGGAGAAAUACCACAGUCCCAGAAAUCUACUCCUUGCCAUGGUGGGAGAGGUAGGAGAGCUAUCAGAAAUAUUCCAAUGGAGGGGAGAGGUGGACAAAGGGUUGCCAAAUUGGGAGGAAUCAGAUAAGGAGCAUCUGGGAGAAGAGCUAUCUGAUGUGCUUCUAUACCUCAUCAGGUUGGCUGAUAUAUGCGGCAUUGAUCUUGGUGAUGCUGCCUCCAAAAAGAUUGUCAAGAAUGCAAUCAAAUACCCACCCAAACCCAAACUCUCCUUCUAA
Molecule: messenger RNA, 378 nt
Organism: Prunus armeniaca (apricot)
Lineage: Eukaryota; Viridiplantae; Streptophyta; Magnoliopsida; Rosales; Rosaceae
Source: the annotation of a GenBank genome assembly